Messenger RNA from Artibeus jamaicensis (Jamaican fruit-eating bat), 1141 nucleotides. RefSeq names its product mitochondrial ribosomal protein S18B (gene MRPS18B). Lineage: Eukaryota; Metazoa; Chordata; Mammalia; Chiroptera; Phyllostomidae. Gene Ontology annotation, biological process: mitochondrial translation. Gene Ontology annotation, cellular component: mitochondrion; ribosome. Bases 93 to 827 code for a protein of 244 amino acids. The transcript is spliced from 7 exons. The record is from RefSeq and is a predicted model, not a curated record. Gene Ontology annotation, molecular function: structural constituent of ribosome.
AUUGCAGGCAUGUCCUUGGCCCUUCCCAAGUCUUUUUCCGGGAGCAUGCGCAGUCACCUUCCCGGUCAUUCCUGUUUUGGGUGUACGUCAAGAUGGUGGCCUCCGUGUUGAGUACGCUGCUGAGGCUCCUUCCCAACUUUUCGUCUUUCAGGGGUGCCUGCAGAGUUCAGGUUCCCAUCCAGGCUCUUUGCACUGAAGCCUCCCUUGAGGAAGAUUCUUCGCCCCCAGUGCCCAUUUCCCCAUAUAGUAAUGAACCCUGGAAGUAUCUGGACUCAGAAGAAUACAAGUCCCGCUAUGGUUCUCGUCCCAUAUGGGCUGACUAUCGUCGCAAUCACAAAGGUGGAAUACCCCCACAGCGUACUCGAAAGACAUGUAUUCGUAAAAAUAAAGUUGCUGGGAACCCCUGCCCUAUCUGCCGAGAUCACAAGCUGCAUAUUGACUUUAGGAAUGUGAAGCUCUUGGAACAGUUUGUCUGCGCUCACACGGGUAUCAUCUUCCAUGCACCAUACACAGGAGUCUGUAUGAAGCAACACAAGAAGUUGACCCAGGCCAUCCAGAAAGCCAGGGAUCAUGGUCUCCUCGGUUACCAUAUUCCCCAGGUUGAACCUCGGGACCUUGACUUCUGUAACUCUCAUGGAGCUGUGAGUGCUACUCCGCCAGCCCCCACUCUGGUUUCAGGUGAUCCUUGGUACCCAUGGUACAGCUGGAAACAGCCACCAGAGAGCGAGCUGUCCCGCCUUCGUCAGCUGUAUCAAGGCUGUCUCAGAGAAGAGAGUGGCCCCCCACCUGAGUCAAUGCCUGAGGUGCCACUCUCAACACAUGCCUAGAGUCCUCUGUAGGAGCUGUAGACUGGGAAGGGUACGAAGAGAUUGGGAGAUAAUGCCAAGGAAUAAAAUAAUAGGAUUCACCCUGAAGAAUUUCAUCUGUUUUGUGGCCAAUGGCAGGUUCAGGGUCAGUGAAAAGACAUGAUUGUUGUUGAAAGGGGUGAAUACAUCUGAGGCUGAGGGAGGGCAGUACAGAUGUAUGCGGGAAACCCUGAUCCCCAUGUAGUGUAAAUAGAUGGGUUCAGCCUUCUUUUGCUGUUGCAGACUUAAUGCCAACUCAGGUUUUCCAAAAUAAAGUUUUGUCUCCUGUCUCUGGA